This is a messenger RNA of Neospora caninum, 2574 nucleotides long. RefSeq lists its product as hypothetical. Gene Ontology annotation, molecular function: calcium-dependent phospholipid binding; calcium ion binding. Gene Ontology annotation, biological process: intracellular protein transmembrane transport; positive regulation of D-glucose transmembrane transport; protein localization to plasma membrane. The record is from RefSeq and is a predicted model, not a curated record. Bases 1 to 2574 code for a protein of 857 amino acids. NCBI's taxonomy places the organism in Eukaryota, Apicomplexa, Conoidasida, Eucoccidiorida, Sarcocystidae. The transcript is spliced from 5 exons. Gene Ontology annotation, cellular component: plasma membrane.
AUGCCAUGCACCGUCAAGUUGCGCAUCGUCGCCGCCCGCGGUCUCGCUCUCUCGUGCCUUCACCAGCCCCGCUCUGUCCAGGCUGGAAACAGCUCGACGCCGCUCCCCUCUUUGUCUCUCUCCCCUCACAUUUUCGACGCAAAACGAGAGCGGGAAGCCCACGAGGAGAGGCACGAUAAGGCCGGACGCAAAAAAGAGCGAGACGGACGCGCCACCCAUUCGGCCUCGGGUGUCAAUACACCUGGAGCAGGUGUCUCUACACCCGGAGCAGGGAGCUGUAGCCAUGGACGAAAUGUGCAGUCCUCGGGUUCGGCGUACUCGCCGGCCUUGCCAGAUCUUCUCGCCGUCUCCAUCGCCCUGGGGCCGCAUUUCCACGAGCGGACGAAAGCCAGGGCUCCCGCCUACUUGCCACCCGAGGAGGCCAGCUUGCUCCCCGCCCCCCUCCGGUGUCCGUACACCUGGAACGAGACGUUUCGGAUCGAGGUGCCGGACGAGGCCGUGCUCCAGACCUGGCCAUUAGAAUUCGACCUCGUUAGUCUCGCUCCGCACGAAGGCUUUCCUUCGCCUGUCUCGGGCAAUCCAGUCGGCCUUCCUGGCCCGAGCGCGGCUCCGGGCAUGUUCGGCGCAAAAGCGUCGGUGCAUGCUUCGAGGCCUGCCGGUGCCCCUCCACGCGUCGCGUGGAGCCGCGCGCGCGCCUUCUGCCGUAUGGCAGGUCUGCGGCACGUGGGCUCCAAGACCGCGAGUCCUCACAGCCAAGAGAAGCCGUGGUUUGUCGGCAGCGCCGGAGACGCCAAGGCCCUCGCCCGCGGCAGCACCGGCUCAGUAGCCGCAGAGGGGUCCGCGAGCUCGUCCGCCGCCGCUGCCGGCUGUCUCCUCGGCACGUUGCUCCUCGACUUGACGCCGCUGCUGAGCGCGGGCGACGCCAGCGAUGACCACGGUCGCUUUGCGGGAUGGGACGCAGGCGAGGAAGAAUGCGCAACUGUCGGCGAGGGCGAUCGGGAAAUCCGAGUCCGCCUGCCGCCCCGCGGACAAAUGGAGGGGUGGUUCCCGGUGCUCGACAGCAAAAAAGGCAUUGUUGGCGAACUGUGGAUCUCAGUGCGUCUCUCCUUCGCCCGACAACUUAACCCCUUCAGCUCGGCGUCUUCUGGGUUUGUCCGUUUCUUCGCUCUCCCUGGCCCUCCCCAGGAAUAUCUCCACUCCGGUGUCAGCCUCCUAGGAUUAGUUGAAGAGCUGCUUCUCGUCUCUCCGCCGUCGGAGGAGGACGCGGACUUUGCCUACUGGCGCGAGAUGAUGCGCAGAUCUGCGAAACGCCCGGGGAACCUUCGCCGCCUCAUGCUGCACCGAGCGCUGAUGCUCACGCGGCGGACGAUUGCGACAAAGGUGGAACAGCGUGGCGGGAAUGCAGUGCUGGGCUACCGCGCCGUGCUGGAAAUCGACGGAGACUUUGACGGCGGCGACUCUGCGGACGCGCGCUCGACGUGGUGCGUCCGCGCAUUCGGAACAGUCGUCCGCCUGUCUGUCCCGGUGGCCCAGCGCGCGUCGGGUGCACCGCUGGCGUCGCUCAGGCCUGGCAACGCUCUCUGGCCCCGACCGCCGGACCGAGACGCGGGCAAAGCCCGUCCGACGCGUCUCCACCGCGAGACGCCCGGACGCAGUUUGGAGCUUAAAACCCCAAAGACAGAGCUAAGGGAUCCGAUUCGCGUCGCAGAAAACGUCGACCUCCUGGUGGGGGCUCCUGGGCACGCGCCGCAGCCUGUGCGGUAUGCACGCGCAGCACGUCACGCCGCGUUUCCAGCGUUUCUCUUUGGGGGAUCCAAAGCUGGCGACGGGGCCGAAGAGAACGAAAGGCAGCCCGGAUUGCUUGAGUCGUUCACGUCAGCGUCUCGUUCGGCUUCCUACCCGAGUCGCGAGCGAGGCUCGGAAUCGUCGAAGGAAGAGUGCCGAAUGGCCGCUGACCUUCCAGGAUCCCGGAGCGCUUUGGAGGGAGACACGCAAAGCCAACGGAGCCAGGGCGGUCCAGGGGAGGACGACAGGCUCAGCGAAGGUGGCCGCGGAUGGGCGCGACGCACACGGGAGCUGAGCGACGAGGACAAGCGCCAGGGGAGUGAGAGUCGAGAACGGGGCUCCACAGACGACUUCGAAAACGGGCAGAGACGCAUGUGCGGGCGCGAGGUCGAAGUCGACCUGUGGGCGGGGAGGCGCAGAGAAAGGAAAAGCGCGCAGGAGCCACGCGCACUAACGCGCGUAAGGGGCGGUGCAGGCAUGCGCGGUCGCAGCGCUGGAGACCUUGACCGGCACUGCAGAAGAAGCUACGUCGACCUGGAUGCUGAGCAAGGCUGGGAACGGGGCGAAGGCGCGGGACCCAUCGACGAGGGCAAUCCCCCCCUGCACGGACGAAGAAGUCCGAGCUGGAGCGAAGACGAACGCGGAGAGCGACCCACGAGGCUCGGGCCGGGCGGAGGACACCCCGAGCGGAAUCGAACUGCCAUGAGGGAAGACGGAGGCGCCCCCGAAGACUUCUCGACCAGGCGGCAAACCCGAGGAAGCGCAGAACGUGAGGAUGCUGGCCACUGA